Amblyraja radiata (thorny skate) is the source of this 1938-nucleotide messenger RNA. Its product is annotated as T-lymphocyte surface antigen Ly-9-like. The transcript is spliced from 6 exons. NCBI's taxonomy places the organism in Eukaryota, Metazoa, Chordata, Chondrichthyes, Rajiformes, Rajidae. The record is from RefSeq and is a predicted model, not a curated record. Gene Ontology annotation, cellular component: membrane. Bases 156 to 926 code for a protein of 256 amino acids.
AACAUAACCCCAUCCUGCUCCGCUCGAUGAUCUUUCCUCCAGGAGAGGGUUGAAGAUGGCGCUCACCUGCCUGUUCCGGGCCGCCGUGUUUGCCGUCUGUCUGGGUGGCUGGGACUGGGGCUGACCCUCGCCCUGUGAUCAGAACUGUGGGACAAAUGGCCUUGUUACCUACUGGGAUGGCUAUUGGACCACAUGUUACUGAGGUGGUGUGGAAACGGUUACCCAAUAUCAGGAUAGCGGAAUACUCAAAGAACAACAUUGAAUACUUUGGUACUAUGGAGUACAAAAAACGGGUAACUUUUAAAGUUGGGAAAUAUGAACUGGAAAUUCGUGAUCUACGGAUAGAAGACACUGCUGAUUACGAGGUGAUUUUUGUAACAAAUUCAGGAUCUGAAAUUCUAACGAGAGUCCGACUGGAGGUGUACGAGCAAAUAUCAGGAACACAGGUCAAGGCAAAGAACAUCACCAGUAUCUGCAACUUCUUCCUCCUGACCUGCUCCGUGACCUUGGGCAACCCCACCAGAUUCAGUUGGUGGAAGAACAGUGAACCUCUGGGAAACUACAGCAUCCAUUACUUCCAGGAAAACAGAGAGACGGUAGAGAUUCAUCACAGUGGAGCGGACGCGGGCAUUGUGUACAAGUGCGAGGCCAGUAACCCAAUCAGUAAGAACAAAGCAGAGAUCCUGCUGAAGGACAUCUGUGAACACCCUGCUACAGGAUUGCGGUGGUGGGUGAUAAUGCUGAUCGCCAUUGGGGUUCUGAUUGCGAUUAUUGGAGUCCUCUUCAUCACAUACCGCUGCAUACUGAGUGCAAGACAUGGGACAUGGGCCGAGCUGCGUGCCAGCUGGGUCGACUGGCGCCAAGAAGAUCCAAAGAGCCGUGCUUCAUUCUGCACCUUCUUGUGGAAUCCAAAGUCAGUCAUCUAGCUUGGCCAGAACAAUAGGAUGAACAGGAACGAAAUGGCGGAGAUGCUGUGAUUGAAGAAUGGAUUGGACGUGGUUCGUUAAAUUCCAGCAGUUAAGCAGAUAGAGAGACCCCAGUCACAGACACCGCCUGGGAAGAGACACCAGCUCAGUCACCCCUUGACAGAGAGACUCCAACUCACGGACAUCUGCUACCUCCAUUGGGCAGUGAGUGCCUCUGCAUGUGCCCAGUUACUGGGAAACGAUGCCCAUCUCCAGUGCAAAGGGAGGAUGAUAGGAGUGAGUUUCCCUCCGACUGGAACCUCGAUCAUUUUCUCAUUGGGCCGCUUAGGAGAAACCGUGUUCAACACCAGGGGUUCUACAGUGACCAGUGGUGACCCCACCCCCAGUCUCCCUGACUCUCUGUCCCAGACUGUGGUUUGUUACCAUACCUGCUCUGCUCAUUGUUACUGACCGUAUCUCCACUGAUGUUCCACAGACGCUCCAGGGACAUUCGUCCCAGUUUUAGUUUUCAUUUAUUUACAUCCCGGGGGAAAGUGCCGGAGUUCAGGACCGAGUGAGGAACCAAAAGAAAAUUCCAGGGAGACUCGAAAGCAGACAAACUGCUGGAGUAACUCAAUGGGCCAGGCAGCAUCUCUGGAGAGAAGGAAUGGGUGACGUUUCUGGUCGAGACCUCACCCAGGUUCUGGCACACCUCUCCCCAUGGUUAUGAGAAGAGGCCUUGGACUGUCUACACCUCCCUAAAGCUGCUGGGUCCCUCUCUCUAGGGCUGAAGCAGGGUCACCUAUUGCCAAUGGCUUAUUGCUGAUGUUUUACGUUCUCUGCCAACACUAACCAGUGAACAUUUCAUCAGUGAAGGCACUCUUGCACAGCCUUUCAUUACCUGAUGAUGUGGUGCAUCAGACACUGGGAACAUUAUUCACCUGUUCACUGUCACACAUUGAGUGGUUCUGAUUUUUAUGUAUUUCAUGAAUCUAGAUAUUUUAUAAUAAAAUCCCUAAGAGUUUCUUCCAAA